Molecule: messenger RNA, 714 nt
Organism: Acanthosepion pharaonis
Lineage: Eukaryota; Metazoa; Mollusca; Cephalopoda; Sepiida; Sepiidae
Source: the annotation of a GenBank genome assembly
AUGAAAUUUUCCUGUCUCUUUUCUCACUCACUACCUUUCUGUUUCAUACUCCCCUCCCCCUCCAUCCGUCUUCAUAAUAUUUUUCCUCUCUCUCACUCUUUCAUUUUCAUAUUCUCCUCCUGUCUUUAUAAUAUCUUUCUCUCUUUUUUCUCUCUUUUUUCUCUCUCUCUCAGUCUUUCUGUUUCAUAUUCUCCUCCUCCUGUCUUUAUAAUAUAUUUCUUCUCUUUUUUCUCUCUCUCAAUCUUUUUGCUUCUUAUUCGCCUCCUCCUCCUCCUCCUCCCUCCUCUUUCUGUUUCAUAUUCUCCUCCUCCUCCUCCGGUCUUUAUAACAUUUUUUUCUCUAUUCUCUCUCUCUCUCUAUCUUUCUGUUUCAUAUUCUUCUCCUCCUUCUUUAUUAAUAUUGUUUUUUUUAUUUUCUCCUCCUUCUCCUCCUGUCUUUAUAAAACUUUCCCUUCAUUUCUCUCUCAUUAUUUCUACCUCUUAUUCUCCUCCUCUUUUCAUAAUAUUCUCUCCCCGUUUCUCUCUCUUUCUGUUUCGUAUUCUCCUUCUCCUUCUGUCUUUUCUCUCUCUCAAUCUUUCUACUUCUUUCUUUUUUCCGCCUCCCUCCAGUCCGCAUUCAUUUCUCUUUAUAUUUUUCCUUGAUUCGUUUUCUCCUCAAUAUCUAUCACCCACUUCACUUUAUUGUCCUUUUUCGCUUCUCUGUCAGUAUUUGUGA